Dermacentor albipictus is the source of this 585-nucleotide messenger RNA. RefSeq names its product putative nuclease HARBI1. NCBI's taxonomy places the organism in Eukaryota, Metazoa, Arthropoda, Arachnida, Ixodida, Ixodidae. The record is from RefSeq and is a predicted model, not a curated record.
AUGGCGCUUGCAUGGGAAACUUCGGUUGUUGCGUUGGCGUUGCUUGAGGAGGAAGGAGAGCGGGUGGAGGUGCGAAAUGCGUUCGAAGAGAUGACAGAAGGCGAAUUCCGGCGUCGUUAUCGUUUCUCGAAAGAAACGGUGCGUUGGUUGUGCGGCGAACUCGACCCCAUCAUCGGGUGCCAGCGAGCCAGCGGAAUUUCAACCGAGCGGAAGGUGUUGUGCGCGCUGAGGUUUUUUGCAACGGGAAGCUUCCAGCGGGGAGUCGGCAGUGAAGAAUUCAUCGGCCUGUCGCAGUCGUCAGUCAGCGACACCAUCCACGAAGUGGCAAACGCCAUAACUGUCGUUGGCGGGCAAAAGCGGUGGGUGGACUUCCCCCAGACGACAGCCGCGAAGGCCAGAGCAAAGGCGGCGUUUGCGCGGCUCGGACGGAUCCCCGGUGUGCUCGGCUGCGUCAAUGGCACUCUUAUCGCCAUACAGCAGCCCCAAGGCCUGAGCCCCGGGGAUACACAGAGCUACAUGUCGAGAAAGGGAUUCUACGCCAUGAACACCAUGAUCGUAAGUAUUACUCUUGCAUUGUAUCCUUAG